This is a messenger RNA of Corticium candelabrum, 720 nucleotides long. Its product is annotated as GTP:AMP phosphotransferase AK3, mitochondrial-like. The transcript has 6 exons. The record is from RefSeq and is a predicted model, not a curated record. Gene Ontology annotation, molecular function: AMP kinase activity; ATP binding. NCBI's taxonomy places the organism in Eukaryota, Metazoa, Porifera, Homoscleromorpha, Homosclerophorida, Plakinidae. The coding region runs from base 14 to 682 and encodes 222 amino acids. Gene Ontology annotation, biological process: nucleobase-containing compound metabolic process. Gene Ontology annotation, cellular component: cytoplasm; mitochondrion.
GUGGCUCUACAACAUGAGCAGGUUAGUGCGGAUUCUGCGGGCUGUUAUGAUAGGAGCGCCUGGCUCCGGCAAGGGUACCAUCUCAGGUCGUUUGGAGAGAGACUUCGGAGUGGUUCAUCUAUCCAGUGGAGAUUUAUUGAGAAACAACGUGUUGAAUAGGACGGAAGUGGGGAGACAAGCGGAGGAGUUUAUUGAUAAGGGAGAUCUUGUUCCUGACGAAUUAAUGGUGAUAUUGGUGGGCAAUGUGCUGGAGGAGCUUCAAGGAAAAGGAUGGCUGCUUGAUGGAUUUCCCAGAACAGUCGCUCAAGCUGAAGCACUCGACACUCGACAAGAUGUCGAUAUCGACAUCGUUAUUAAUCUUGAUGUUCCAUUCUCAACAAUAGUCGAGCGAAUAAAGCAACGUUGGGUUCACACCCCAAGUGGCAGAAUCUACCACACUGAGUUUAAUCCACCCAAAACUCCAGGUCGAGAUGACUUUACUGGUGAGCUGCUGUCUCAACGGGCAGACGAUAGGCCUGAGGCUGUGAUGGAGCGACUUGGUGUAUAUGAUCGACUAACAAAGCCUGUAAUAGAAUAUUAUAGAAGUCAGAGCAAACUCGUUCAAUUCUCUGGAACAGAGAGUAACGUCCUGUGGCCUCACAUCAAAUCACACAUAGACGAAUUCCUCAAAACGAAUAAUUAAUUAAUAUUAGACACAAUGUAUUCUAGUUGAGUUUUAUA